Molecule: messenger RNA, 1842 nt
Organism: Colletotrichum truncatum
Lineage: Eukaryota; Fungi; Ascomycota; Sordariomycetes; Glomerellales; Glomerellaceae
Product: g2 mitotic-specific cyclin cdc13
Biological process (GO): regulation of cyclin-dependent protein serine/threonine kinase activity; mitotic cell cycle phase transition
Cellular component (GO): cyclin-dependent protein kinase holoenzyme complex; nucleus; cytoplasm
Molecular function (GO): cyclin-dependent protein serine/threonine kinase regulator activity
Source: RefSeq, a predicted model, not a curated record
AUGCCUCGCAAUGGCGCUCUCCAGGUCGCUGCCAAGCGCACCGCGUUCGGAGACGUCAGCAAUACGGUCAAAAACCUUGCCGUCUCAUCCUACGACCAGAUCCCGGGCAAGGGAAAGGUUGUCGAGAUCAGCUACAGCAAGGAGAACGCCGUCAGCAGCAAGGAUGGAUUCUCACGACCAGCUCAACGAUCCACCGCUCUAGGUAACAAGGCUGCUCCAGCUGCAGCAGAGUGGAAGCAGCCGAAAUCUUCACUUCGAAACGAUGCGCAGCCCAAGCAGAUCACGAAGCGAGCCUCUGUGGCCCACCUGCAUGAAGCUCGGCCAUCGAGAGGCAAGUACGUUGCUCAAGAUCCGAUCCCCGUGACAACAGAUUCUUCCAGCCGACAACCUCGUCAUCACAAGUCGCAACCUCAGCUUAAGAAGGAGCCAGCUGCGCACGUCUUGAGGCGCACCCAGAGCAAAUUGUCCACAACCUCUACACAAGCUCCGGCCACGGAAUCUUGGAAGCCAAUGGAAGAUGUAACGGAAGCUGCCUACGAGGAUGCUGUCGAACACAUUGGCGACGAGCAGUAUCACGGCCCCUAUCACCGACGCUCUCUGGAAGUCGCGGAUGAUGCCCGACCUCUUGAGGUUGAAUUCCAAGAUGAGAAUGCUUCUGCCGAUUCGGCCGUUGACAAGCCUCAACCUAUUGAAACCCUUGCCGAAUCGGUGGGCGCUCCUACCCUCUCCGAGACGGAGGAGUACUGGGACGAGGAGGAUGAGGAGGAACUUUACGAUGAUCAGGGAUACACAACUGCCCACUCCUACCGGUCUCGGGGUGACCUAACCACUGGUGGCGCCACGACCGUCUUGGCCCCCAAGAUGACCGAAAAGGUACAGCAAGAGUUGGAGACAGCCCGAGCCAUUGUUGAGAGUACCCGUACCCAGGAGGAGGUAGAUGACGAAGUUUGGGAUGUUUGCAUGGUCGCAGAAUACGGCGAUGAGAUUUUCGAAUACAUGAGGGAACUCGAGAUGAAGAUGCUUCCCGAUCCUCACUACAUGGACCACCAAGCGGAAAUCCAGUGGUCCAUGCGCUCAGUGUUGAUGGACUGGCUUGUUCAAGUCCACCAUCGGUUCAGCCUACUGCCUGAGACGUUGUUCCUUACGGUCAAUUACAUUGAUCGCUUCCUUUCAUACAAGGUUGUUUCCAUUGGCAAGCUUCAGCUCGUUGGCGCUACCGCCUUGCUUGUGGCCUCCAAGUAUGAGGAAAUCAACUGUCCGUCUCUGCAAGAGAUUGUCUUCAUGGUGGACAACGGCUACAAGGUUGACGAGAUUCUGAAGGCUGAGCGAUUCAUGCUUAGCAUGCUGAGCUUUGAGCUUGGCUUUCCCGGUCCGAUGAGCUUCCUGCGGCGUGUCAGUAAGGCGGACGACUAUGACCUCGAGACGCGCACACUGGCGAAGUACUUCUUGGAGGUUACCAUCAUGGACGAGCGCUUUGUCGCCAGCCCACCCAGCUUCCUUGCUGCGGCAGCGCACUGCUUGUCUCGCUUGAUUCUGAAGAAGGGCGACUGGACUCCCGCACAUGUUCAUUACUCUGGAUACACCUGGCCCCAGCUUAAGAACUUGGUCUCCAUGAUUCUAGAAUGCUGCAGCUCACCUCGCAAGCACCAUCUCGCGGUGUUUGAAAAGUACUCAGAUAAGAGAUACAAGCGCGCGGCCGAGUAUGUCCAGACGGAGCUUAGCAAGGGCUUCAGUCUUCCCCACCGUCACUCCACUGGCCGUCCUUCAGCGUUCGACUUCAGCGAUCUUGACAACAACGCUGGCUACUCCAAGGCGACAGUGCCUGUCGAGCUCCAGGACUAG